GAGUAGACGAACGCACAGCCGAUCUAUACCCACCGAGUCUUCGACGUCGCGAGCAACGAAGCAGAGAUGGCGAGCGCGGCGGCAGCAGCGGUGCCGUUCUGGAGGGCCGCGGGGAUGACCUACAUAACCUACUCCAACAUCUGCGCCUCCCUCGUGCGGUCCUGCCUCAAGGAGCCCUACAAGUCCGAGACCUCUGGCCGGGAGAAGGUCCACUUCAACGUCACCAAGUGGGCCAACGGCAAGCCCGAGAAGCCCGCGGAGCACUCAUAUGCACUUCUGCCUUGGCUGAUUGCUGGCCCAGUGAAUAAAGCUUCUAUGUUGCUACAAAUGCAAACUAAUGCCUACCUUGCUGGGAUGUGUGAUUCAGUGGUUGUCUACUUUGUGUGUUCCUUCACCUGCACACAGAUGUUUGAUAUGCACACAGUUCACUAUCGGAAGUAUCUUAGAAUGUCCUAACCUUUGGUGUGAUGAAUAACAUUGCUUUAAACAGGAGUUGACGGUAUGCUUCUUUGCGUAGGAUGGAGGUGACCGGAUCCGUUCGUCUGAACCGAGAUCCGCACCGUCGAUCAGAAGCUGCACGCAUUUGAAGAAACAGGAACGGCUCAUCGACGGUCCUGAAAAGAAGCCAAGAAAUAACAAGAGCCAAUGAAGCUGAAGUCAUCAAAAUAUCCUGCACCGAUUCCUACUCCGCUCUCAAAUCAAUCAUUUUAAACCGCUUUAUAAUAUCCCCCCCCUCCCCCUCUCUCUCCCCCGUAACCGCCUUUCGCCCCUUGCACGGUGAGCUAUCGCGAGUGGUGGGGAUAGGGAUUGGUCGAGAGAUCUCGAUAGGGAAGGAAGGAUGCUGCUAUCCAUGGAGUCUGUCGUCGCCCGCCCUUCUUCCGCCCCCCGCCUGAAGCCCCCUCUUCCCCUCCGCCACCUCCGCGGCCUCGGCUUCGGUGCAGGCCCCCUCAUCGUUCGAGGGCGGUGGCGGUCCCUCGAUUUGAGCGUCGCCGUGGCGCGGAACGGAGCCUUGUCGACCAAUUCUGCGCCGCAAAGCAAUGGUGUGUACACAGUGGGUGAUUUUAUGACCAAAAAGGAAGAUCUGUGUGUUGUGAAGCCUAGCACUUCGGUUGAUGAAGCACUGGAGUUAUUAGUUGAGAAUAGAAUUACUGGCUUUCCUGUCAUUGAUGACAACUGGAACUUGGUUGGUGUUGUUUCGGACUAUGAUUUGUUAGCUCUGGACUCUGUUUCAGGUAGUGGACGGGUUGAAACAAGCAUGUUUCCUGAGGUUGAUAGUACAUGGAAAACAUUUAAUGAAGUCCAGAAGCUGUUAGGUAAAACUAACGGUAAAGUUAUUGGUGAUGUGAUGACUUCUGCCCCUCUUGUGGUUCGUGAAACUACCAACCUCGAAGACGCUGCAAGGAUAUUACUUGCAACAAAAUAUCGCAGACUUCCAGUUGUCGACAGCGCUGGUAGAUUGGUAUUCCAUGUUGAAGGUUGGGAUCAUCACAAGAGGAAAUGUAGUCAGAGCAGCACUCCAAAUAAAGCAUGCAAAUGAAAGAAAUUCCCAAGUCUAGGAUGAAAUCACAAAGUUUGCAGUUACUUUUAACAAGAUCAUGAUGCAGCUGAUCACUUCAUUGCACUUACUAUCUCAACAUUUUUAGGAAGGUAUGCAAUAUGGUAGUCAUUGAAUAUGCUCUUUGAUGUAUGAAUAGACUACAGCCAUAAUAAUAUGACAAUGAAGUCUCAGCUAUUUACCAUAUUUAUGUUCUCUUAGACAACCUUCAACUACGUUAGUCUUUUCAUUAGUCCUAGUAAAAGAUGAAAUUUUGGCAAAUUUGAAUUGUGUUUGCUAUUGCCAACGAUGGUCAUAUGCUGAAGCAGUGUUUGUAACCUAUGUAUUAAGUUAUGCUUAUUGAUUUCCAUAUGCCAAAGGAAAUACCCUAUUGCUGUA
Messenger RNA from Musa acuminata AAA Group (dessert banana), 1933 nucleotides. Its product is annotated as CBS domain-containing protein CBSX1, chloroplastic-like. The transcript is spliced from 10 exons. Bases 839 to 1537 code for a protein of 232 amino acids. The record is from RefSeq and is a predicted model, not a curated record. NCBI's taxonomy places the organism in Eukaryota, Viridiplantae, Streptophyta, Magnoliopsida, Zingiberales, Musaceae.